Molecule: messenger RNA, 612 nt
Organism: Phymastichus coffea
Lineage: Eukaryota; Metazoa; Arthropoda; Insecta; Hymenoptera; Eulophidae
Product: GEL complex subunit OPTI
Exons: 4
Coding region: 136-516 (126 amino acids)
Biological process (GO): mitochondrial respirasome assembly
Source: RefSeq, a predicted model, not a curated record
UAUGCGUGUGUAAGUCGCUGGAGAGCGUUACGAGUUACAAGAGAGAUAGUAAGAUGAGUUCGGUGAUCGUGAGGUAGCGAGAGGUGUGAUUUUUUAAUUUGAUAAUUGAGUUUUUGAAUUAAACUGUGAACAAGAAUGUCACGUACCAAGCCCAAUGAGAAAAACGGUAAUGGUGCCAAAAGCAGCGAGUCCAGUGUUUGGAUACGGGCAUUUACUGCCAACUCGGAGUGGCCGGACAAGGAAGAGUUUUUGGAUGUAAUUUAUUGGUCCAGACAAAUCAUUGGAAUUCUUAUGGGAAUACUAUGGGGUCUUAUCCCCUUGAAAGGAUUUCUAGGUUUGUUAUUAUUUGUUGUAGUAAAUGGAGGAAGUUUAUAUUUGUACUUCAGUAGUUUUCAACAAGUAGAUGAAGAAGAAUUUGGUGGGGCAUGGGAGUUGACCAAAGAGGGAUUUAUGACUUCAUUUGCUGGCUUUUUAGUAACAUGGAUUAUAAUAUACUCUGGUUUGCAUUUUGACUGAUGAAUCUUUCUUCCAAACUUAAGCUUAAUGAAAAGUGUCAAAAGGUGAACAAACAAUUAAGCAAUGAAUAUGUAAUAAAAUUCCUUUAUAAAGUCG